AUGGAGGAUUUGUCUCUCACAGGAACGUUUCUACUCACUUUGUUUGGAGAAAUUGAAAAUGUUAGAUUUGCAUAUUUCGCCUUGGCACUCUUUGUUUACUUGUCAAUAAUUGUCAUUAAUUUAACACUUACUUUAUUAAUAUUCCUAGAGAAGAACCUGCAUGAGCCCAUGUACAUAUUUUUGUGUGGACUAUCUGUUAAUUCACUGUACGGAACUGCUGGCUUCUUCCCAAGAUUCUUAGCUGAUCUUCUAUCAGACACUCAAACUAUCACUCGUGCUGCCUGCUUCACUCAGGCAUUCAUCAUCUACAGCUAUGCAAUUUCGGAAUUUUCAAUGUUAACAGUGAUGGCCUAUGACAGGUACGUUGCAAUAACAGAACCUCUGCAGUACAACAUCAUAAUGACCCCCAGGCACAUUUCUGUUCUGAUGGCCGUUGCCUGGCUCUAUCCAGUGUUUUGCAUGGGAUUGAUUAUUAUGUUUUCAGCCAGGUUGCCUUUGUGUGGAAAUCAGAUAGAAAGAUUAUAUUGCUCUAACUGGUCUAUAGUGAAGCUGUCCUGCGUCAACACAACUCUUAACAAUGCUGUAGGUUUUGUCAUUUCAUGUAUCAGUUCCGUUCUACCCCUGUGUUUUAUUUUGUAUUCGUACAUAAAAAUUCUUAUUGUUUGUCAAAAAAGCUCCAAGGAAUUCAAAAACAAAGCUUUGCAAACUUGCCUCCCACAUUUAAUAUCACUGGUGAACUACUCAAUAACCGUCUUAUCUGAGGUGAUUCUAAAUCGAUUUGAGACUAAAGAAAUGCUCAAAAUAGUGCCUGUCAUCUUAUCACUGGAGUUUCUCAUAAUACCCCCACUUCUAAAUCCCCUCAUUUAUGGUCUUAACUUGCCAGAGAUUCGAAAAAGAAUUAUACUUUUGUUUAGAAAUAAAAAAAUCUUGAUUCAAUAG
This is a messenger RNA of Lepisosteus oculatus (spotted gar), 939 nucleotides long. Its product is annotated as olfactory receptor 2K2-like. The record is from RefSeq and is a predicted model, not a curated record. Gene Ontology annotation, biological process: detection of chemical stimulus involved in sensory perception of smell; G protein-coupled receptor signaling pathway. Gene Ontology annotation, molecular function: G protein-coupled receptor activity; odorant binding; olfactory receptor activity. Gene Ontology annotation, cellular component: membrane. Lineage: Eukaryota; Metazoa; Chordata; Actinopteri; Semionotiformes; Lepisosteidae.